AUGCUGCGCAGUGCGCACAUGUGUUUUGGUAAUUUUGUUGUAAUUUUUUAGAAAAGCAAAGCAUUAAGACGCCCUAUAAUGGUAAAGGGUAAAAAGCCAUAUAUUGACCGCAAAAAGGCAGUUACCUUUCACCUCGUGCAUAGAAGUCAGCGUGAUCCUCUCGUAACAGAUGAAAAUGCUCCACAACGAGUGCUUUUGGAGGCGGGCGCGCGACAGAAGCCACAGAACGAAGCGCCUCCGGAUCCAGCCAAACGCCAUGAGGAGCAGAAGAAAUAUGGAGUUCAUUUUGAUGAUGACUACGACUAUAUGCAGCACCUCAAGAAACGUGAAAACGUUGUAGUUUGGGAGUACAUGGAGAACCCGAACCAAACGAAAAAAGACAAGACAGGAACGGAACCGAAACUCAAUUUACCUAGCUCUGUAUUCGCGAGUGAGUUUGAAGAGCCUGAGGGUAUGCUAAACAAGGCUGCGCCGCAGCCUGGUCCACGUCCAGAUUGGGAUCCGGAUGUGGUUGCUGCACUCGACAGCGACUGCGAAGUCAACGAAGAAUUAGAAGAUGACUUUGUCGUUCAAGCGAUGGGCGGUAGUGAUGAUGACGACGAUUACGAUGAAGAAGAGGAUGACUGGCGCGACGAAAGUGGUGACGAAGAUAUGGAUGAAGAAAUGGAAGAAAACGCCGAGGAGCUUAUGGACCGUUUGGCGCCAUUAAUGCGUCAGCGUCGGUUUGACGACGAAGAAGUGAAAUCCCGUUUUACGGAGUAUUCUAUGUCCUCCAGCGUUAUACGUCGUAAUGAGCAGCUUUCCCUUCUCGACGAUCGAUUUGAACAGUUCUACGCUACCUACGAUGACCCUGAGGUAGGUGAUUUGGCGCUGGAGGACAUCGAGGGUAGCUGGCACCAGAAACAUCCAGUUGUUAUGCAAUGCUUCCAGGAGUUCAAAAAAAAGAACAAAACUAUAGAGUAUAAUAAGGAAUGGGAUCGAGAACGCUUGGAAAAGUAUCGCAAUGUUGUUGAGGGCGAACAAGAUCCUACCGAAGAGUUAAUAGAAUACGAGGUAGAAGAUCCAAAAGAAAAGAAAUGGGACUGCGAGUCUAUACUAUCCACAUAUUCGAAUAUAUAUAACCACCCAAAACUGAUAGAUGAGCCACGUCGCAGUCGACGCUCAAGUGCUACCACAAACGCAGCCCCCAUACAAAUCGACCCCAAGACUGGUUUGCCCACAAAUGUGCUUCGAGGUGGAGUCGAUGGCCAGUUAACAGCCAAAGCACUAGCCAACCUCGAGGACAGUGCAUCAAAAGAAACCGGACCCAAAUCGCUGUGUGCUAAAUCAGUCCUGUCUACGCUAAGCGUACUUUCGAUACGUCCGAAAGACGAAACCCCCGAAGAAAAACGCGAACGCAAGCGAUUAUUGAAGGAGUACCGGAACGAACGUCGCAUCGAGAAAAAGGCGAAUGCCGAGGCAUUCAAGGAAGAGAAGAAACGGCAAACUGGCGUCAAAAUCAAUCAGCUGACCAAUCAGCAAGGCUCCACGAUUGUUUAAUCGGCGUGAUUUGCCUAAUUAUUUAAGUUGUAUAUCAAAUGUUUUUAGAUUUCUGUAAAUGUGAUUGAAUAUAUACGCAUACCGAGCUUGUAUGCGGCACUAUCUAUAUACA
Molecule: messenger RNA, 1651 nt
Organism: Scaptodrosophila lebanonensis
Lineage: Eukaryota; Metazoa; Arthropoda; Insecta; Diptera; Drosophilidae
Gene: LTV1
Product: protein LTV1 homolog
Exons: 2
Coding region: 79-1539 (486 amino acids)
Biological process (GO): ribosomal small subunit biogenesis; ribosomal small subunit export from nucleus
Cellular component (GO): preribosome, small subunit precursor; nucleus; cytosol
Source: RefSeq, a predicted model, not a curated record